ACCGCAACUGCGCCUGAUUUAAGUUUCCACAUUGGAACCGUUUCACCCACAAUCUAAAUGACUGUCGGCUCCUUUAAGAGCGCAGACGUUCCAUUCCAUUCUAAACACCGCGGUGACGUCAGAGCAGUAAGACGCUGGACGAAAGUCGUGAGGUACCAGUACUCAUCUCUCUGAGAUCGCAUGUCAUUCUCGACUUUUUUUUUUUUUAACUGAGUGUUUGUUUUAACUCUCUCAGCGUCUCUUUCGAAUACCCUGUGAUACUUCGAAUCCAUUUUAACACUGAAGUGUCGUUAUAUAGUUCGCCUUUCAACUCUCUGAGCCCAACAUCGGUUGGUCGACCCUCGACAUGGAUUUUAGCUAGCUAAGCUAGUCACAAAGAAACCGAAAUAGCGGCGCGUCAAAGGGUUUGUGUCACACUUUAUGUGCCUAGAGUCGAGCUCACUGAGGCAAAUCUUCGCCUUGGGUGUUGCCAAACGAAGGACUGAAGUUCGGGAGAAGUAGCUAGUUGGUUUACUGUGGGAAGAAAAGAGGUGGGAGAUGUUGACUAACGCCAACAGUCCGCCGAAGCUUCCGAACCAGCUGCAGAAUCCAGCUCAGUUUAUGCUGGGGAAAGCCUCACUCCAGAUCAAGAAAAAUGGCAUAACCGACGACUACAAGGUCACUAGUCAGGUCCUGGGGCUGGGCAUCAAUGGAAGGGUUCUGGAGAUCUUCCACAGGAGAAGUGGGGAGAAGUACGCUUUAAAGAUGCUUUACUACUGUCCCAAAGCUAGACGGGAGGUGGAGCUGCACUGGCGAGCAUCCUCUUGUACCCAUAUUGUCAGAAUUGUUGACGUCUAUGAGAACCUCUACCUAAACAGGAAGUGCCUUUUUAUUGUAAUGGAGUGCAUGGAUGGAGGUGAGCUGUUCAGUCGGAUUCAGGACAGAGGGGACCAGGCAUUCACUGAGAGAGAGGCUUCUGAUAUCAUGAAGAGUAUAGGAGAGGCCAUUCAGUAUUUGCAUGCUAUAAACAUUGCACACAGAGACGUCAAGCCAGAAAACCUGUUAUAUACCUCGGAAAUGCCCAGCGCCCUUCUCAAACUGACAGACUUUGGGUUUGCAAAGGAGACGACCACACACAACUCUCUGGCCACCCCUUGCUAUACUCCUUAUUAUGUUGCCCCAGAAGUUCUUGGUCCUGAAAAGUAUGACAAGUCCUGUGACAUGUGGUCUUUGGGUGUCAUCAUGUAUAUUCUGCUCUGUGGUUACCCACCUUUCUAUUCCAACCAUGGUCUGGCUAUUUCCCCUGGUAUGAAGACACGGAUCCGUAUGGGACAGUAUGAGUUUCCAAAUCCUGAGUGGUCUGAAGUGUCAGAGGAAGCCAAGCAGCUCAUCGGAACAUUACUGAAAACUGAGCCGUCACAGAGGUUGAGCAUCACAGAGUUCAUGAACCACCCCUGGAUCAAUCAAUCAACGGAGGUACCACAGACCCCCCUACACACCAGCCGUGUUCUGAAAGAAGAGAAAGACACUUGGGAAGAUGUCAAGGAGGAAAUGACUAGUGCCUUGGCAACAAUGAGAGUCGACUACGAACAGAUCAAAAUCAAGAGGAUUGAAGACUCUUCUAAUCCACUGCUAAUGAAGAGGAGAAAGAAAGCCAACAAUAUUGCUCCUGAAAAUGAGACGCCUGCAUGCUAAGGACAUAUUCACUCAAUCUUUCCAUCACACACACACACAUUUAUGCACUCAUACUUCCAAAAAAAAAAAAAAAAAAAAUCAAUAUACGGAAGCAAUAACUCAACAAAAAGAAGAAUUGUAUUUAAUUUGUUUUAAAUCAGUCAGAAUUUGUAACUAAUAAAUUACUUUGCCACUAGAAGAAUGAGGUUGUACAACUAUGAUACAAGACUAUACAUUUCAAAUAUGUUAAGCAGCCAAUGUCCACUAAUUUGCUCCCUAAAUUUGCCAUAAGUGCAGUUUUUUACAUGUUGUUUAAUGGGGUAAUCAGAAUGUUUAGUUUGUUUGUUUUUUUUUUUUUUUUUUUUUUUUUCUUUAUCAAAAAGCCAUUGGUACAUGAGUUAAUGUGUUACCCACACCUUGCCACUGUUUGUUUUUAUUUAUUUUUGUAUUAUUAUUAUGUUCCAUUCUCAGUCUGGGAUGACUCGUUCAAAGAGUUGCCCUGUAAUAGAAUGGUUAUUCAGUUUCCUUUGCUCAUGCAUAAUUAUGCAUAAUGCUAGCUUUCCUUAAGUUCCUGUUCUUUUUUACAUGUCAAAUUCAUUUCUGCACUUGAAUUAUUUUUUUAGUUCCAAAAGACUAAUGCAGUUAGUACUGGUGUCUAGAUAGAGAAAAUGUAUUUUUUAAAUGACUCAUUGAAUGUAGAUGCACUCUGUUCUUUAUUGUGAAAAUGUCUCUCAGUACUGCGCAAGGUCCUGUCAAGUAAAAUACAAGAUGUUUUUGAGCUUUAGUUUCAGUUAGCCUUAUGUCGGUCAUUCAGAUACAGAGAAAAAGCACAAUGAUCGCCCUGCUUUCAAGAAAUGUUUUCACAUUGGUAUUAGAUUCUACUAUAUCAAGGAAAGCCAAUCCAGCACAUUAUUUCAGCCCUCUACUUAAACAUGCUUAACGCUAUGCUUAUUGCACACCGUUUGGGUGCACAAUGAUUUGCCUUGUAUUAAUUCUAUGCAUAAUUAUUUCCAGCUAGUUUUUCUUGGAUAUUUGGGAAGAAUGUUAACCCAUGCUCUGGCAUUUCAUUUUUAAAAUACCUUCUAAGAAUUGGCAGACAUACCAAUUUGGUUUAACCCACCACCCAUUUUUAUUCUUAUUUUUAUGUGUGUAAUGAAUCAGUAUGAAAUGGAAUCUUUGUGAAGAUGAUGACUGCUUUUGUCUGAAUACAUGUAAUGUCCACCAUUUUGGUUGGGGUCGACUGUACUCUUUAUUAUGCCAGUGCAUUUCUUCAUGUGUCUGUAAUCCAUGCCUAACACGCAGUGACUGAGUUUAAAUGCAUCUAUUGAGAGCAGCUUAGAGAAACCAGGUGUUUGAUAAACAAACAAAGAGACAAACCUUGACUUGAGGCUUCAACUUUUGCUAAUGUUAGGGGAUACAGGGAAUCCUACAUCCAGCAAAUUUGUUUUAGCUGCACUGAUGACCUAUGCUGAACGGUUUUUUCAUUUUAUUUUUUUCUGUAUAGUUUUUUAUCUGUACAUUCAUAUUUGUCAUGUUCUUGAUUCUCUCUUUAAGUACAUGAUUAAAUGCCCAAAGUGUUAAACUUUGAGUUUCAGUGGUGUGGUGUGCAGUCAGAGUACUCCCACACAGCAGAUAACACACAAACGUUUUCUGUGCCCUUGCAAAAAAUAAUGCAUCUUUUAGAUCCUCUGGAAACUUAAAGAUUUCUUUCUUUUUGCAAUUUUCUUUGAUAAUACCACUUUGUAGGAGUUUUGUUCCUCCAUGCCAUCAUUUCUCAAGCAAAGACUACAUUAUCUGAUUUAGUCUGUUGAAAAGCAGACUAAAACUCCCACAGAAAUUGAUACUUGCAAGGAGAGUCAGAAAUGUGUCCAUUUUUAGUUUUUAACUUCUGUACUUAUGUCUUGGUCUGCUUCAACUUUGGAUUAAAACCUAAAAACGUAAUCUCUGUUUCACUGUAAUGUGUAGAUUUAGACUGUCAGGGUCAUUUCAUACAGAGCCAAUUUUAAAAAACUUUCAACACUGCCAUAAUACUUUCAGUGCUUCACUGGCACUGCUUUAGCUGCUUUCCUCUGGUUCACAUCUUUUCUUAAGCUCAACUCAAUUUUUAUGCCCUCUUGUUUUUGUUAUUUACAUCCUCCCUUGGACAAAUAAUGUGAAAACAACAUAAUCAUUCGGGAAGUCAGCAUGUUGUUUCUGAGAGUUCAUUACCUUAGGAUCGGCCACAUUAUUUCCACUCACUGACAAGCGCCAUCUAUAAAUUUUUGCAUCAAUUCCAUUGUGUUUACCCUUCCUUGCAGUGUGACCAGAAGUGUGUUGCGUCAGCAGCGUGGGAGAUCCAGGAUCGGAUCCCACUUUGAAACUAGGAAGUUAUCGUGUUCGCAUCAUUAGUGAUGAUCACUGUUAUAUUACGUUUUCCGUAAUAUAACAGUUUUACUCCAGUGAUGGUUAGGUUUUGGUUUGGAGGUAAAUUUUUAUAAAAUAUGCUGUAUUCCAGCCUGUACAGCUGAAGACAACUCACUUUUGCUGCCUCUCUGUGGACAUUACACCCAGAAAAAGGAACUUGCAUGUGCCCACACACACAACAACAUUUACCCCUUUGGCCAUGGGGGCAGUGUUUUGAAUUUCGAUAAGCACAGACCGAUUUUAGCUAAAGAAAAUUCAACCUACUGUGUCUGAUUUCUCUCAGAUUUAUGUUACCACUUAAAAUUACUGCUCCUCCAUUUUGCUGAUAGUCCUCGCAGUAAAAAAAAAAAUGCAUCACAUCACUGCCAUGAUCCAUCAGCUGCAUCAGGUACUCGUCAUUUACCAUAUUUUAACACUAAAAUCAAAUAUAUCAUUACCUUUUAAAGCUUUAAUCUACUCAUUAUGAUAGUAAAUUAUUAGUGUAAGUGGGAUUGUUAAAGGUAGAGUUUAUGAAAAAAAAAACUGCACAAUUUAGCGCAUUAAUUUCAGGCAUUAUGUGUGCGUUGUCAAAUCUUUCUUUUUUCAUUUGUCAUGAGAAGCGGAUCAUUGAGAAGAGAAAACCAUGAUAAGAACCAGCUUGUGUAAUGAAAGCUUGAUAGAAUUUAGGGAGUAAUGGGUGGUGAUUAAACCAUGACACAUUUUCAAUGUUAAUGGAAAAGGAAAGAAUAUUGUUUAUUUAAAAUGAUACUGGUUUGCAUUUGCCCAUCCUUGGGGUUGGCAAAGCUCAUUAUUCGAGGGGUAGGCCCGUUUUUCUGUGGAGCUGGGCCUGACUACAUGUUGAUAUUUAUUUAAUUAUCAGCAAUAAGAUGUAAUUACAAGAUACUCUAUGAAAUAAUUACACAUUAAUACUUGCUAUAUAAUUGCUAUAAUUUAUGCCUUAUAUUAGCCUUUGUUGUUCAUACAUGAUAUGUGAUAUAAGCUAAAGCACAGCCAACAGAGAAUAGUUUUAACCCUGUUUACAUGGCAAUGGUGACAUAAAGCAGCAAAACUGUUUCACUUGGCAAGCUUUAAAACUGAUGU
Messenger RNA from Myxocyprinus asiaticus (Chinese sucker), 5136 nucleotides. Its product is annotated as MAP kinase-activated protein kinase 2-like. Gene Ontology annotation, molecular function: calcium/calmodulin-dependent protein kinase activity; mitogen-activated protein kinase binding; ATP binding. Gene Ontology annotation, biological process: inflammatory response; intracellular signal transduction; cellular response to vascular endothelial growth factor stimulus. The coding region runs from base 538 to 1674 and encodes 378 amino acids. Gene Ontology annotation, cellular component: cytoplasm; nucleus. The transcript is spliced from 10 exons. The record is from RefSeq and is a predicted model, not a curated record. Lineage: Eukaryota; Metazoa; Chordata; Actinopteri; Cypriniformes; Catostomidae.